GCACUUUCCAGAAGGCAUUGAUGUCUACUUUGAGAAUGUUGGAGGCAAGACACUCGAUGCUGUACUCCUGAACAUGAGACUCCACGGUCGCAUACCUGUCUGUGGAAUGAUAUCACAGUAUAAUCUUACUGAACAUGAAGGUGUAACAAAUUUGGCACAAAUCAUAUAUAAGAGGGUGCGUUUGCAAGGCUUUAACUUCAUCGAUUGGGUUCACCUAUACCCCAAAUUCUUGGAGUUUCUCCUGCCUAACAUCAGAGAAGGGAAGGUUGUGUAUGUGGAAGACAUAGCUGAGGGUCUUGAGAAUGGUCCUUCAGCUUUGGUUGGCCUUUUUAGUGGCCGCAAUGUUGGAAAACAAGUGCUUGUUGUUUCUCAUGAUAUUUAG
Molecule: messenger RNA, 382 nt
Organism: Sphenostylis stenocarpa
Lineage: Eukaryota; Viridiplantae; Streptophyta; Magnoliopsida; Fabales; Fabaceae
Source: the annotation of a GenBank genome assembly